UCGUGGCAAUCGACGAAAACCGCGCGAAUUGAGCUGCUGGCUGCUGUGUGCGUGUGUUGUUGGCGACGUCCUGCUCGUUUCCUACGUCGUAGAAUGGAACGACAAAGGAAGUUAGCUGCACUGAAGCUGCUGCUCAUUCUAAAGAGAAGGCGGGCUUUCUCGAGAAAGUACUGGGUGCGGCCGACAUGGACAAAGCGAUCGGACGAGAGCGAGUUUUUCACGGCGAUGAAACUCAUGAAGAACGGCGAUGAAUCGCUUUUCUACAUGUUCUACAGAAUGUCACCGGAGACUUUCGACAUGCUGCACAGCUUGGUGCGGGAGGAUCUUACGAAGGAGCAAUGCCCCUCGAGGGCGCCCAUUUCUUCUGGAGAGCGCCUCGCGCUGACGUUGCGGUUUCUGUCAUCUGGUAUGCUGGUGAGGGACGCAGCCAUGGCAUUCCGUGUGGGUAUCGAGACGGCACGAAAUGUGAUCCGUGAAACCUGCAGUGUGCUGUGGAAGGUUUUGGUCCCUCUAUACAUGAAGACACCAACAGAAGAAGAGUGGCGAGAAAUCGCCACUGGGUUUUCAAACCGUUGGCAGUUCCCGAAUUGCCUUGGAGCAGUCGACGGCAAGCAUGUGCAGCUGAAAUGUCCACGUAAUGCUGGAAGUAUGUACUUCAAUUACAAGGGAACCCAUUCCAUUGUAUUGAUGGCUGUGGUUGACAGCCAGUACCUUUUCCGGCUAGUUGAUGUGGGUGCACCUGGGAGGUUCAGUGAUGGGGGAAUUUUCAAAGAUUCCCUUAUCGGCAAGCGAAUGCAUGAGGGCAAGCUUAAUCUACCACGAGCAGCCACGCUCCCAAGGUCGGAAAGAGUUUGUCCUCAUGUGUUUGUUGGCGAUGAGGCCUUCCAGCUGCGCCCAGAUUUCAUGAGGCCACUGCCAGGGAGCCGGACUGCACCUGAGGAGGUGAUCUUCAACUACCGCCUCAGUCGUGCAAGACGCUGCGUGGAAAAUGCCUUCGGCAUUCUUGUAUCUCGCUGGCGGAUAUACGAGAGGCAGAUCAACUUGGAGCCCAAAAAUGCAGACAUCAUUGUGAAGGCGACAUGCGUGCUGCACAACUUCCUUUCCUCAAAUGCUGCAUCUACGUACUGUCCUCCUGGCUACGCGGAUUUCCAAGACAUGUUUGGAACUGUGAGCAGUGGCACCUGGAGACAAGGACCAGAAAGCACUGCAGUGUUCGGUUUGGAGAAGUCAAAGGCCCAUAACUGUACUAGAGUGGCCAAUGCGGUGCGACAGGAGUUCCUGAAGUACUUCAAUGAUGAAGGCCAAGUGCCUUGGCAAUGGAAGCUGCCAGGAGUCGCCGCGCAACGUGAUGAUGCAAACAAACAAGCAACGAGUGGCUAA
Molecule: messenger RNA, 1380 nt
Organism: Dermacentor silvarum
Lineage: Eukaryota; Metazoa; Arthropoda; Arachnida; Ixodida; Ixodidae
Exons: 6
Coding region: 94-1380 (428 amino acids)
Source: RefSeq, a predicted model, not a curated record